Molecule: messenger RNA, 18440 nt
Organism: Gigantopelta aegis
Lineage: Eukaryota; Metazoa; Mollusca; Gastropoda; Neomphalida; Peltospiridae
Product: midasin-like
Exons: 99
Coding region: 23-16360 (5445 amino acids)
Biological process (GO): rRNA processing; ribosomal large subunit assembly
Cellular component (GO): nucleus; preribosome, large subunit precursor
Molecular function (GO): ATP hydrolysis activity; ATP binding
Source: RefSeq, a predicted model, not a curated record
AAAUAGUUUAUGUCCGCAGAAAAUGGAUAUGGAAAAAUCAACCACUACAUGGACUAUAUUUGAAUCUUUGAACUUACUGUGCCAAACAAAUGGGACAUGCAAUGCCAAGUUAAAAUUGUAUUUAUCCAAACAGAUAUGGAGUCCAUCAGACAGAAGUAACCUGAUGAAUUCAUUGUGUGAUCUGUUUAUUAACCAGAAGUGUACAGAAGAUAUCUGCAGGCAUUUUCAGCCAGUGAUACUGGAUGUUGCAGAACGAGCCAAGACAGCCAUUUUGAAGCAGGGUGAUCGUCUUGUGUACAAACGAUUUGCAGUUGCUCUGAGCCGUGGUUUGCAUGUCAGUCCAGAUGUUCAAAGAUUUGCUGUGGAGUUUUUGAAAACCUACAAACCAUUUCAUACCAAGGACCCUAGCAGUGAUGGACAGCCUGAGAAAAAGAAAAUGAAAAGAAAUAAGAUUUCUGACAAGGAUGUUUGUGAGGCAAUCUGGAGAUAUGUGUAUUACGCUGAAGAUGACGUCUGUGAUUACAUAACUCUUGAACAUGUUGUCCACUUCCUGUCCAGCAAGGACCAAGUUGUCAGAUGGUGUGCUGCUAACACGGUGUCUAAGAUUCUCAAGAUGUCCGCCGACCAAAAACAAAAACUUUUCAGGAAGUACUUUACUACUGCCGAGAAGACUGAUCUCUCUGUCAGAUUCUUCUUCGAAGAGGAAGGAAGGAAAAUACUGUCCCACUUAUCUGCUGACCUGGUUGCCAAGGAGAUGUCUCCUUCCCAAACUCACACCAUGCAGGCUAUUAUGGACACAGAUUUCAGCAGUAGUGUGGUUGAAGUAGCUGGCAUUCUUAUUCCAAAGUUUAAUUCUGGUCAAGCUGACAAUAUGCCGUCUACAGGUUGUCUGAUUCCUGUGGCCUCCAUGCUGAACAACCUCCGAAGUCUGGCCCUUGCUGUGGUGUCUGGAAAUUCAGUUCUUCUACAAGGUCCUGUGGGCAGUGGCAAGACGUCCCUGGUGGAGCACCUGGGUCAGGUCACGGGGAGAUCCAAGUCACCAGACUUACUCAAAAUACAGCUCGGUGACCAGACAGAUAGCAAAACACUGCUGGGUAUCUAUAGAUGUACUGAGGUGCCCGGACAGUUCGUGUGGCAGCCAGGUAUUCUGACACGAGCCAUCACAGAAGGUCACUGGAUUCUCCUCGAGGACAUAGAUCACGCACCAAUGGAUGUCGUGUCCAUCUUGUUGCCACUGCUGGAAAACGGCUGCCUGUCUGUGCCAGGCCAUGGAGAUAAUGUCCGAGCACACUCAGGAUUCAGACUCUUCGCAACUCAAAGGUUGAUUGGAGGAAGUGGAUGCUGGUACAACCAGCACAGCAGUAGCUCAGUGUUGCUGGACAAGAUGUGGACGAAGAUUAACGUGGAACCGCUGAGUCGACCAGAGUUACAGAUUGUGAUCUCCACCAAGUUUCCAUUGCUGACUACUGUUGUCGAUAAGCUCUUGGACAUCUACUUCCUGUUGUCUGCUGGAAAGCAUGAUGUUGUUGCCAAUGGCAAUAUGUCACCAAGCACAGACACUGCUGGCAAAUUCUUGUCUCAUGAUGGUCGCUUGGUAUCCACAAGGGACUUGAUGACUUGGUGUAGCCGUAUCAGUGCUGAUUUUGACGUUUCGUCUUCUGAAUCGGGCCUUAGGGUCUUCCAAGAAGCUGUGGACUGUUUUGUUGCAUCACUGCCCAAGGUUAAUAAGAGAACACCAUUGGCAGAAGCUAUUGGGGCCAAACUAAACAUUAAUAAGAUCCAGGCAGAAUACUUCUGCUCCAAGCAUAAGCCCAACAUUGACAUCACACCCAGUACAUUCACUGUGGGUAGAGUGGCCCUUCAAAGAAAACCAGUGGACAUCAUUAAACUGAAAAGGUUGUCGCAAUGCACGUUUGCUUUCACCCGUCAGUCGGUGUCUUUGCUUGAGAAAGUGACUGUGUGUGUAGCUAGGAAUGAACCAGCACUGCUAGUUGGAGAAACCGGAACGGGAAAAACAUCAUCAGUUCAGUUCUUAGCUCACCAGCUUGGUCAUAACCUGCAUGUGAUUAACAUGAACCAGCAGAGUGACAGCACAGAUCUUCUUGGAGGUUUCAAGCCAGUUGACUUGAAGUUUGUCAUCAUGCCAUUUAGAGAGGACUUUGAAAUGCUGUUCUGUAAAACGUUCUCCAGAAAACAAAAUUCAAAGUUCUUGGGACACAUUCAGGACUGCUUUUUAAAAAAGAGAUGGAAUGAUUUACUUACUCUUAUGGAUCACACGCAACGGUCGGCAUGUGUCAAGUACAAGGAAGAUCCAGACACUCUCAAAGAAUGGCAGCAGAUGGGACACAGACUGCACCAGCUGCGAGUUCAAGUCCGACAGAUUGAAAACGCUCUGGCUUUCGCUUUCAUAGAAGGCACUCUGGUUACAGCUCUUAAGAAGGGAGACUGGGUUCUUCUUGAUGAGAUCAACUUGGCUGCUGCCGAGACUCUGGAAUGUCUGAGUGGUCUUCUAGAAAGUACUACCGGCUCUGUAGUCCUCACAGAACGAGGAGAUAUGGAACCCAUUGUGCGUCAUGCUGAUUUCCGUCUGUUUGCCUGUAUGAACCCAGCUACAGAUGUCGGCAAGAAAGAUCUCACACUGGGAAUUAGAAACAGGUUUACAGAGCUGUUUGUUGAUGAGUUGGAUGAUACUCAGGAUCUCAAGAUUCUUGUUAACGAUUACCUGAAAGGUUUGGCUCUGGCACCCACUCACAUCGAUGGAAUUGUCCGCUUUUACCUGAAAGUCCGGAUGGAAGCUGAGAAACAUUUGACCGAUGGAACAGGACACAGACCUCAUUUCAGUUUGAGAACACUGUGUCGAGCCCUCAAGUUUGCUGCUCCGAACCCAUGUGGCUUAGUAGCUCGAUCACUGUAUGAGGGAUUUUGUCUCAGUUUUCUCACUCAGCUCGAUCGUUCUUCUCAUCCUGUUGUAAAGAGACUUAUUUGCGAACUUGUGAUUGGAAAGUCGAACAUCAAGUCAAUCUUAAAACAUCCGAUUCCUGCGCCCUCUGGUGGGAAAUACCUCUCCUUCGAAGGCUACUGGAUAUCUCAGGGCUCUCUGGAACCGACCGUCCCAGAUGAUUAUAUCCUGACCCCCUCAGUGAGGGACAACCUCAGGGAUUUGGCACGAAUAGUGUCAGCUGGACAACACCCAGUUCUGAUCCAAGGUGAGACGUCGGUGGGUAAGACCAGUUUGAUAACCUGGCUGUCCAAGGCGAGUGGAAACCGGUGCGUGCGUGUCAAUAAUCACGAACACACGGACUUGCAGGAAUACAUUGGCUGCUACGCGGCAGACGCGAGUGGGAAGCUUGUCUUCAAAGAGGGAGUUCUGGUGGAGGCCAUGAGGCAGGGUUUCUGGAUCAUCCUGGAUGAGCUCAACCUGGCUCCCAGCGAUGUUCUCGAGGCACUAAACAGGCUUCUUGAUGACAACCGAGAACUGUUUAUUCCCGAGACACAAGAGACGGUGAAAGCUCAUCCCAAGUUCAUGUUGUUUGCAACUCAGAACCCUCCGGGACAAUAUGGAGGAAGAAAGAUGUUGUCAAGAGCAUUCAGGAAUCGAUUUAUAGAACUCCAUUUUGAUGAGCUGCCAAGUGGAGAGCUGGAGACUAUCCUACAUCAGCGCUGCAGCAUUCCCAUGUCGUAUGCUAAAAGACUGGUGGCCGCCAUGUUGGAUCUGCAGACGAGGCGGCGUGGAUCGGGUGUGUUCGCUGGCAAGCAAGGCUUCAUGACGCUGCGUGAUUUGUUCCGCUGGGCCGAGAGAUACAGGGCCACUGGAGCUCAGACCAGCAACAAGUUCUACGACUGGGAUCAGCAUCUUGCAGACCAUGGCUACAUGUUGCUGGCUGGGAGAGUAAGAAAACCAGAAGAAGCGGCUGUCAUACAGGAGGUGAUCAAAAGACACCUGAAGAGAGCAGUGUCACCAGAAACACUGUUUGACCUAUUUGCCAAAACCUCACCCACCACUGUGGCCAUGUUGAAGGACGUGGUUGGCCAAUCGGUAGAGGGCUUUCAGCAUGUGGUUUGGACUCACAGCAUGAGGAGAUUGGCUGUUUUGAUUGGCCAAGCUAUAAAAUUUCAGGAGCCUGUUCUGCUUGUUGGUGAAACUGGGUGUGGGAAGACAACGGUGUGCCAGCUUUAUGCGGCCAUCAACCAGCACCAGCUGUACAGCGUGAACUGUCACCUCCACACCGAGAGUGCUGACUUCCUCGGUGGACUCCGGCCGGUCAGAGACCAUGCAGACAACGAAAGUGAGAAAGACCACAAACUCUUUGAGUGGGUUGACGGCCCGCUCGUGACUGCCAUGAAAGACGGCGAAAUGUUCCUCAUUGAUGAAAUUUCCCUUGCUGAUGACUCUGUUCUUGAGAGACUGAACAGUGUGCUUGAGCCAGAACGGAGGCUGCUAUUGGCUGAGAAAGGUGGUGGUGAUGGCAACCAGAAUGAAGUGGAGCAUGUGGUUGCUAAGGAAGGAUUCCAGGUGUUUGCCACGAUGAAUCCUGGUGGGGAUUUCGGUAAAAAGGAGCUGUCCCCAGCCUUGAGGAAUCGGUUCACAGAGAUUUGGUGUCCACCGACCAAUCAAAGGCAAGACUUGAUAGAAAUAAUUGAGCAUAACCUUAAAGAUGGUAUUUGUCUGUCCAAUCAGCAAGAUGGUACCAGUGGAUUUGGGACAGCCAUGAUGGGUUUCAUAGACUGGUUCCGCAACAAUGAAAUUGGGAAAAGGAUCACUGUGAGCAUCAGAGAUAUCCUCAGCUGGGUCCAGUUCAUCAAUACCUGCAGCAGACGACAGACCACUGAUGUUGUCAUGGAAACUGAGGACACUGCUGACCUUGACCCUGUUAUUGCCUACAUCCAUGGGGCCUGUCUGGUGUUUCUCGAUAGUCUAGGAACUGGAAAUACACAGAGAGGAGAAGACUUCAGUGCUGAAUUGGCCCGGCGGACUUGCCUGGAUUUCCUGCUUGAACAAGUGAACCAGUUUACUGGUCACAAGUUCUCAUUGGCUGAUCUCCAACUGACACACCAGACAGAGGCUGCAGGAAAGAUGGCCAUUGUCAACACUGAUCACGUGUUUUCUAUUCCACCUUUUACCAUUGAAAAGGGUGACCAGUCUGACAAUACAGAAGAGAAGUAUGCCCUUCAGGCCCCAACGACUUGUGUGAACGCUCAGCGCAUCCUUCGAGCCCUUCAGCUGCCAAAACCUCUUCUUCUCGAGGGUUCUCCUGGGGUGGGCAAAACCAGCUUGGUCACAGCCAUAGCCAAGGCUGCCCAGAGACAGCUUGUGCGCAUAAAUCUGUCCGAACAAACGGAUGUGACUGAUCUGUUUGGAGCUGACCUGCCUGUGGAGGGAGGGGAAGGUGGAAUGUUCGCAUGGAGGGACGGGCCACUGUUACAGGCUUUAAAAUCAGGACACUGGAUCGUUCUUGAUGAGCUGAACCUUGCCUCCCAGUCUGUCCUGGAAGGACUGAAUGCAUGCCUUGACCACAGGGGAGAGGUUUACAUCCCGGAACUCGGCAGAACGUUCCACAUACAACACAACAAGACGAGACUGUUCGCCUGCCAGAAUCCUCUAAAUCAGGGCGGGGGAAGAAAAGGCCUGCCCAGAUCGUUCCUCAACAGAUUUACACAAGUUUAUGUAGAGCCCUUGUCAAGAGCAGACUUGCUUUUCAUUGCUGAGACGAUGUAUCCCAGAAUUCCUUCGGAUUUAUUAGCCAAAAUGGUGGACUUUAACAUGAUGAUGUACGACCAGACUGCAGUGAAGUUUCUCCUGGGUCGGAGAGGAGGACCAUGGGAGUUCAACUUGCGUGACCUCUUCCGCUGGUGUGAUCUGCUUCUAGCCAAUCAGAAAGCAGAGCAUCUGAAUCCCGGCGACUAUGUCAGUCUGAUCUAUGAAAACAGAAUGAGGACCACACAGGACAAGAAACAGGUUUUGGAUUUGUACACAAGUCAUUUUGACAGCAAAUACCCUGUUUAUUGUGGCAGUGGUUUUGUUCACAUUGGAAACAACCAUGUUCAAGCUGGCCACUCAUUCUUGCCUAGAGGUCAGCCAGAGGUUAAAGCGGCAAGGUCAAGGUCACUGCAGAUACUGCACCAGCAGCUGAAGCCAUUGGAGUCGGUCAUGAAGUGUGUGGAGAUGAAAUGGAUGACCAUCUUGGUUGGGCCCCAGUCGAGUGGUAAAACCAGUCUAGUUAGUCUGCUUGCCGAGCUGACGGGAACCACGCUACAUGUUCUGCCAAUGAACAGCUCCAUGGACACCACAGAGCUGCUGGGCGGCUUCGAACAGAGUGAUGUUUUCCGCCAUGUUGAGGAAAUGGCCGUUGAAAUAGGAGCCGAGAUUCGUCACUGUCAGCGUGUGCUGUUAACACAGGGUGACGUGUCGACAUCCGGUCUGAUCCUGGCACUAGAGAAAGAGUGGAACACUUAUAGACAGUUGAGAGAUGACAGAAUGGCAAGAACAGCUGUAGAGGAGUUUGAUUUCCUGAAGGUCAAGGUCAGAUCACUAAAUGCUGUGAUGGAACUGUUGCAAAAAAUCUCCAGGCAGCAUAGGAUCUCUUCAGGAGAUAAACUGCAGUUGGUAUCUCUCAAGCUGAAAACUCUCUUCAAUAAUUUGAUUGGUUCACAAUCUAACAAUGGGGCAGGCACAUUUGAAUGGGUCGACAGUUUAUUGGUCAAAGCUUUGGAGGUGGGGCACUGGCUGUUGAUUGACAAUGUCAACUUCUGCAGUGCUUCAGUUCUGGACCGGUUGAAUGCCCUGUUGGAACCCAAUGGUGUGCUUAGCAUCAAUGAGCGAGGGGUGAUGGAUGGAGAAAUAAUCACAAUCAAAGCUCACCCAAACUUCAGGUUAUUCCUUGCCAUGGAUCCCAAGUUUGGAGAGAUAUCAAGAGCAAUGAGAAACAGGGGUGUAGAAAUCUACAUACCAGGCGAGGAUGAUGGCUGCCCUUACUCAGACUUUGAUGUCAAGACAAUGUUGAAAGAUCUUGGUCUGAAUAGUAAACCAGCUUGUGAUUGGCUUAUUGGGCUGCAUCAGGAGAUGAAAGUGAGGCUGCCUCACAGUGAUCAGCCAAUGAUUGUGGACCUACUGUGUGCCGCAGUGAUGACAGUUCAACAAGUGGAAAGGGGUGUAUCUUUUGCUGAUUCCCUCUAUCAUGCAGCAAAUGACAUCUAUGUUCGCAGUCUAAAGAAUUUUAUAUCCAAAGGGACAGCCAAAGAGAUUUUAACUGAAUCACUGGGAAAACUGAAAGACGAAACUUUCAAGAUGGCUGAUUCCAGUAUUGAUUUAGGCCUGUGGCCGGUGUGUCUGCCUGGGAGUGCCGAGUACAUGGAUGAUGUGACACUGGCCAGUGUUCGGUUUCAGUCGGGUGUGCUCACGUUUCUCAUUGACAGAGUCUUACAAACACAGCAGCAUCACACUGCUAGUGAUAACUCUAUGGAGACAAACAUCCAUGAAGAUUCGACAUCUCUUUCCGUCAAUGUCGGUCAUCUUAGAACGGCGGUGGACAUUUUUGUGUCACUGGUUCCAGAAAAGGAUUUCAAGUUUGCCUCUCACUGGUUCCGUACAUUUAUGGAGCAGAACUGUAGAGACACAAAACUUGUAUCCAAGGGUGUGGAAGGGCAGGUUUGGAGUUUGGAAGCCAUGUUGAAGUGUUUACCACAAUUGGUGACAGACAGCCUAAACAGACUGGCGGACCACACAGAGAUGAAGAAACAAAGACAGGUCUGGCAGACAUCCUGUGGUGACUGUGAACUAGCUCAUAUUUUAGUGUCUGACCAGCCAUGGGACAUUGGAUGGAAUCCACAACUUGUUGACAGGAUAGGUUUCCUCUGUCAAGACACUGAAGAAAACACCUACGAUGCAAUUGUGUCUACAAUCCAUAGACUCUAUGUUUUUCACACGUUGAACAUAACCAGCAUGAUGUACAGACCACUGAAGGAGAGACUAGAGGAAAACUGUGUCCGAGCCCAGUCAUCUCACUCUGUGCAGUCGAAAGUGCUCGUUCACCUCUUCAACAUGGUCACUGAGCUGGAGGCUGCCAUUCCUGACCUGGUGGAAACUCUUGACGGUCUGACCGAACAGAACCUCUUUAAGAUCUGGGAUGCUGUGCACUGGUUGCCAAGAAUGCUUCACGUUACUAAACUGUGGCGUGAGAUCCCCAAGAUGGUCUUCCUGUCUCAGAUCACACUUCACUGGAACUGGUUUGAGAAGAAGUUCCUUCAACAGUUCCUUAGACAAAACAGUUCAUGUGUGUCCACAAAACUCCACUCUGUAGUAGUUCAGCUUCAGAACCUUCUAGGACAGGAUAACAUGGCAGCAAAAUGUUUUGAGAAGUUCUGGGCAGCCUGGGGUCACCCUCCAGCUUUCCUCAGCGAGUCCGAGUUCGAGCUCUCCCAGUCAGUUCAGGAACUGGUGCAGGCCUUGAAUGUGUAUGAUGACUCGCCUCUUCUCACGGUCAGGGAGAAAGUCCGAGUCGCGACGCUCAAGUCUGAGUUGAGGAGAGAUGUGAUGGUGCUGGUGGAAGCAGAUGAAUUGUUGAAGGAAAAUGUCAAAGAUACAAGUGAAAAGUUAAAAUCAGCUGGGAUUCUGAAAAAAUAUGACGACAGUAUUGAACCAGACUCUCAGACACUUACCCCUGAAAUCAGUGUCGACUUGGAACCCAAUUCUCCAUUCAUCCAUGUUGACCUUUGGCCUGUCUUUGAGCACAUCUGCAUCCUUGCAGAACUUUCUAUGUUGCCAAGCAUUUGGAAGGAUUGUCCGGUGUCUGCUUCACACAUAACUGAUUUCAGUAAACAGUUCACCCCUGAAAUAGCGUGUCAGUUUAUCGUUUCUAAAGCUGACCAGCUGAAACAGGUGUCGGUGGUAAGGAAGGUCAUGAAAAGACUUUGGUCGUGUGCCGCGACCAGAAACACCGAUCGUUGGCUCACGUGGUAUUCAGACCUGGAGGAGGAAGCACCAGUAGCAAACAAAAUUAGAGGUCCAGAGAUGCUGCUGCUGGCUCCAGUUAGUCACAUGAUGUUCUUCCUGCUGUCACAUGACCAGAACGAGAAGCAGACGGACAUACUGCCUCUUCGUGUUCCCCUCGCCGACUUCCAGCGUCAGCUCAAUAAACUCUCACUGGUUUCUUCUCACCUGUGGACACAUGCUUCAACCCUGGCUGCAUCAGAGUAUAGCAUCAGAAACCUCCAACAGGAAUAUCUUGUGAGCAGUUUCAUCCAUCUACUGGACUCUCUCACUUGUCUUCUCCAUGUUGAGACAAAGACUCAAUGGACGACUAUUAUUAACAGACUCAAAUCACAGUUUGACUCACACAUCCUCAGCAAAGAGACUUUGAUGGAAGCCCACAGCAUCGCUGUACAGGCAGCAUCGGCCAGCCUGAGUGAGGCUGUAGUAGCCGUGUUGGCGAGGUGUUUUGAGGUGAUGGAGGAUAUCGUGGGGCUGAGAGACAAUGUCUCUGUUGUGGAUGUGGGACAUGCCUUGGUAUAUGUGGGGCUUGCCCAUGCCCUGCUGUUGUCUCCAGUGGGGCCAGUGGAUCCAGUGGAGAAGAAGAUGAUUAAACUGAGACAUGUAACUGAUGAGCUUUUAGAAAUUGAGUGUGAACUCGCUGUUAGAGAUCUUCAUCAGAGAAUGAUGACAGGCGAGUCUCUGUUUGAGAUUGGAUGUUCUCACCCGCGCGUUCGCUACCUGCUGGCCCGAAGAGAUCAGUUAACUGUGCACAAGGAAAGGUUGCAGAAAGAGAAAGUCUACAGACCUGACUUGUCUCAGUACUGCAGAUUAACUCAAGAUGUUGGCAACUAUCUGCAAACAGUAGGCUCUGUCCAGAGUGUCACUGGGUUAUUAAGCAAACUGAUUUUGACCAAUCGAAUGCUGCAUGAGAUGCGGUGUGACCCCGUGGAAACAGCCAAUGCUGUGCAAGAAGAGAGAGUGUGGCAGAGAACCCAGCACAAGUUCCUGGAGAGACUGGAAGACGUGUACCCGUGUUACGUGGAUAUACUGGAGCCCUUCGUGGUGGCGGUGUACCAGAUCUCGCUCGGGAUGAGAGUCAUUGCUCAGAAUGUGGACAGUGCCUUGAAAACACAUCAGCUGAACUUUGGCCAUUCACCAGAGCACUUGAUUACAAAGCUUACAAAGUUUCCCGUGAUCUGCCAGACUGUUCCCAGCAUCCUCCAGCUAGCCAAUGACUUGACCUCCGAACCCACGCUACAGAUGAUGAAGAAACUGACCACAACACAUCUUACAGAAUAUGCUAUCAGUGGAGAAAAACAGAUUCUCUCUAAAUUGUUCAUAGUAGCCUUACUCCUCAUCAAAAACCACAGCAUUCUGUCACGUGAGCUGACCUUUGAAGUGACCUUUGCUCUGUCCCGCGUCUUUGAUCUAUUCGUAUCAAUCUGGUCCGAGCAGGAAGAAAGGAAACGUCAAAAGGAGAUUGAGGAUGAGUCACUCUACCGAUACAAAGACCAGGUUCACGGGGAUGAGAGAAGUGAGCAAGAAAUCCAGGAUGACGAAUUCAAAUCAAGUUUUCCAACAUUUGAAAAGGACUUCUCUGAUGUAGCUGGUCCAAAAGGUCUUGAAGACUCUAACACAGAGUUACCAACAGAGGGCGACAGUCUCAGUGUCGAACUGCCUGAAGUCAUAACACUAGUGGAGAUGAGGGAAAUACACAAAACUCACCACCAGGUGUUCACGCAAAUGACCUCCACAGACUGGAUCGCAAAGGUGAAACCGUCGCAGUGCUUGAGCAGAGGACAUGUCAAUCCAGCUCUGAUGAGCUACAGUGUGGCGGCAACUCUUGGCAAGUUGUCCCAUGGAUGUUUAGACUCCAGCAUAGACAGUCACUUGCUUGGUGGACAUCUUUUGAUUAGUGGUUCUGUGCAGUCAACCGUUCACCAGAGUUUGGAAAUAGAAGCCGACAUAGAUUCUUCAAAGGAUGAUCCUCUCCGCAAAAUACCAACAGAAUAUUAUGAUGUUUAUCGUGACCCAAAUAUUUCUGAAGUCGUCCAGUGCCGGCCGGUUCUAGAUCGGUUUUGUGUCCGAGUCAGCGAGUUACAAAGCGAGUGGCCUGAUCACCCAACGUUAAAACAACUACAACUGAUUGUCAAGCGAAUUAUGUCAUUUUCAGUCACUAGUCCAGUCAUGCGUUUUCUCACUGGCCUGGAGUUGCUGUUGGAAAAAUCACAGGAUUGGGAAGCCAAUGCAGCAAGUCACGUAUCCAUGACAACACAGUUGACAGAACUUACCAGUCUUAUCAUCCAGUGGAGGAAACUUGAGCUCAGUUGCUGGCAUCGCUCUUUGGAUACUGAAGUUGAAAAAUCUCAGCAAAGUGUUUGCCAUUGGUGGUUUCAUUUCUAUCAGCUGAUUGGCUCAUUUGUGUCACCUGACCAGCAGAAGCAGGGUAAUGAAUCAAGUGAAGUAGAACUGAUGAAUGCCUUGAAGAACUUCUUGGAAUCCUCUGCACUUGGAGAAUUUUCUGCCAGACUGAAGCUAGUGUUCGCCUUUCAUUGUCAAGCUGUUCAUAUGAAUCCAUCAGAACGUCAAGUUGCAGUUGUGAACAUGCUGUGGAAUGUGCACCAGUUCUACAAGUGUUUCCUUCCCAGUGUUGAAGAUGAAAUCACCAGACUGAGAAGUCCAAUUGAGAAAGAGCUAAAGGGAUUUGUGAAAAUAGCGCGGUGGAAUGACAUGAACUAUUGGGCUCUGAAACAGACGACUGAGAAAACCCACAAAACUGUUCACAAGCACACAAAGAACUUUCAGGCCAUUCUGAAGAGAUCUGUAAAAGGAUUGUUGGUGGAAAAGGGAGACAACUUCAUUCCAUCUCCCGAAACAACCGACACCUUUUGUGAGAAGUUUAAUGAUUUCCAAACACAGUGUGAGAGAUGUGUACAAAACAAACAGAGUGCAAUAGUCCAGUUUGAUAUUCCUGCAUCCCUGACUUCAACGUCCAGUCUUCAGACAAAGCUGUCCCAGCUGACGGUCAGAUGUGCCAAACACUGGAAGAAACUUCUCACGGUCGUGGAGUACACUGGGCUCGUUGUUUCACUGGACGAGUUCACAGGUGAAAUCAUUGAAGGUGCCCAUGAGCUGCAGUCUACGAAUGUUACUCCUGAUUUGGAAAAAGCCAAGCAGAAGGCUGAAGCCAAGCUGCUGAACGUGAGGAAGAGAAAAGCUCUUGCUGAUCUGUUCAAGCAUCUCACAAUCAUAGGGUUGUCAUACAGAAAAGGUCUGGCUUUGUGUGCAAAAGACAAACACUUUGAUCCUUUGCAUUCACCACCUUUGGACAUUGAGGCAGCCCUAUGUAACAUGCAACAAAUGUCUGAUCUCCCCAGCCUGUGGGACGGUUGUGCAGCCUACUUCUUCAAGUGUAUUGCCCGAAAAGCUCAGUUCAGUAUAGCUUUACAGUCUGCAUCCAAGGAACUUGGUGUUGGCAACAUUGACCGAUGUCGCGGCUUCACUGAACACCUGAUGACCAUGUUGAUGUCUCAACACACUGAACUGACCACCUUCUUCAACCAUUAUACCAAACUUAGUAAGCUGUCUUCAGAAGUUGACAGAUUUAAUUCAGAAAACCCAAGUUUGCCGCCACAGAACCAACUGACACAAUGUUUGUUUGAAACAAAGAGCCUGACAGUACAGCUACUUGAAGGACUCCAGCAGUUUGUGAUUCUCCUCCACUCGUGCCCAUCACGACCUGAUGCCAGCCGACCCUACCCAUCACCCUUCCCACCUGAAAAACUGUCAGCCAUGUCGCUUGUCUGCAAGGGAGAUGACUCUUGGAAUCACUGUCUGGAAGUCACUAAACAGCUGAUUGUCAUGGCUGAAGAGGAACAGAUGAAAUUGUUGGAGAUUACAGACCAGCUUCAUGAUUGGAAUGAUUUCAGAAUUCUGAAGAACUGUUUGAAAUCUUUUGAAAACUUUGUGCCUGAGCUUAACAAGAUGUCUGUAUUAUUUAAUCAUCCACACAAAAACUCCCCCUGUUGUCUGAAUGAGACGCUUCUCUACCUAUCAGGGGAGAUAAGCAAGCACAUUGAAAACUUCUCCUCUUGGAGUGAUGAAUUAUCAGAAGACCGUGAUACACCUUUGGAUCUUGUUGGCGAAAGGGUAACAGAAUUUUCUAGCAGCAUUGACGAUGUUAUUGCUGCCAUGUUACUGGGAGUUCAGAAUCUAGUGAUGCAUCAUGCGAAGGAUUCAUGUUCAGUUUUAGAAGCUGAGAAGUCGAAAGAUGUUACCAAUGAAGAUGCUGACAUGAAGAAAGGUCAUCUGUCUGUGUUUUUAAUCGAUGGCUUGAACACCGACGUACAAAACCUACAGCUUAGUAAAGUGACAAAGAUAAUGGAAUCCUUGUUAACAAGUCUGUCCACUAUGAGAGAUUCACAGUCAGACACAGCCGGUCUUCAAGAAAGUAGCAUCUGUAUCAAGUUGUUACUACGGUGCUAUCCCAUGUUGCAUCAGUACAUGAAGGUUGUAGAGUUCUUUGCUGGUCAGAUGAUUGGUGUCUACAGAGUGUCAGGGAAACUGUUGUCUGUACUACUAGGCUUGUUUACAGAACUGGCUUCAAAGGGCUUCUGUUUGCCUGCUGAGUUCAGUGAUGAGAUGAGUGAGGGUGGAGCCACAGACUUUGUCGAUAUAGAAGGAGGCGGUAUGGGAGAAGGGGAGGGUGUCACUGAUGUCAGCGACCAGAUUGAGACAGAGGAUCAGCUGGAUGACGCUCACAAGGAGGGGGAGGAGAAGAAGGAAGAACAGGAUAACUCCGACUCACAUGUUCCUCCCGAGGACAAAGCCAUAGAGAUGUCGGAAGACUUUGAUGGGAAAGUGGAUGAUCUCGAAACAGCAGAGGGUGAUGAGGACUCUGACGAUGAUGAUAACAAGGAGGAAGAUGAGUUGGACAAACAGAUGGGAGAUGUUGACCAGAAAGACAUGGACAAACUGGAUGAACAACUCUGGGGCAGCGAUGAAGAAGACACUCUGGAAAAUGAGGAAUCUAAGGACGAGUCUGGUCCUGGUGCUGGCCAGCAGACAGAGAGUGAGCUGGUUGCCAAGGACGACAACAAGGACAAGUCUGAAGCAGAGGAUCAGCAGACGUCUGAGAAAGAUGAGAAAAACAAAGAUGAGGAAGAGGACCACGAGAAUCAGACACCGCAUGAGUUAGACGAGGUUAACGAGGAUGAGUAUGAUGAAAACCAUGUGGAUCCCUACCAUGGGAAGCAGGAACCGGAAAAAGAACCAGAAAGCCUGGAUCUGCCGGAUGACCUGAACCUUGAUGAUGAUGAGAAGGCUGAGGGGCAAGAGGGGGAAAUGGAGACAGAGGAACAGGAAGCUCAAGCAGACGCAGAAACAAAAGAAGACUCUGAAAUUCCUAAGGACAUGGGUGAAGAAAAGGAUGAAAAUAAGGAUGAAGGGAUGAAUGAGGAUGAGAAACCAGAAGAUGGCGAUGGUGAUGAUGAUAAGGAUGAUGACAAAGAAGGUGGUAAGGAAGAAGUGAUAGACAGACUGAAGGAGGAAGAUGAAGAACCGUCCAAUCAGCAGGAAGAAGACAAACAAGACUCGGGAGAGAACGAUCCAGGUUUCUCCCCUCAGGAUGAAAUGGAGCAAGAAGAGCCGGAUCAAGAUCCCAACAUGACGGAAGAUCCGGCACUAGGAGCCGAGGAUCAUGGGAAGACUCACCACGACACGGAGAACGUGGAGAUCAGCGAGUUGGCUCAAGACAGCACAGCAACUGGAGAGACCGAGCAGAAAGAGACUGAUGGAACAGGUGUGUCAGCUGCAGAUACUGUGGAUGGACAUGAAGGCCAGACUUCAUUACAAAUUGCUGAUAACGCUGCAACAUCACAAGAAAAUAGAACGCAGCACAAGAGACGGCCAGGGAGAUCAGAUGAUGAUAGAAGUUUGGGAUCUACGGAGCAAAAAUACAAGAAAUUGAAAACCAUUGAUCGGUCAUCACAGAUGGACGAUGACAACCCUGAUGAAAGUGACAAACCGAACACUGAUCUGUAUGAGCAUGUGAAGGACUCGACCUCGCACCAUGAUGCCCAGACUCUGGAUGUAGCAACAGACGAGCAGCAGGCGCAGCAGCCAGUGCCUAACAAAAACAUGGAGGAAGAGGGUGAGCCUGUGGAUGAGGAGGACGAUGUCUUGAUGGAUGAACAAGAUGACAAUGAUGAGAAUAAUCACCAUGUGGAACAGCUGGACGCGUCUAAGGGUAAACUCCGAGACGAGACACACAGAGGUGAGCAGAGUGAGGGGGAAGACAACAUGGAUGAGGGUGAGGAUGGAAAGACAGACAUACCGGGGGAGAGAGUGACCACCACUACAGUGGAACGAGGCCCCGAGUCAUCCAUUCAUACCGUGCUCGACCAUCUGCAUCUGGACACUGCAGGCUCUGAACUCGACGUUGACAAGCUGAGGGCAGAACUGGAGGAGAAUGUAAUGAUCUGGUCACACCAGGAAGGCGCCACCCCAGAAGCUCUGGCUGCAGCAUCGGAUGCCUGGCAACAGUAUGAUGCCAUUACGGCCGGACUCGCCCAGGAUCUGUGUGAACAGCUCCGACUCAUCCUCGAGCCGUCCCAGGCCACAAAGCUCAAGGGAGAUUAUCGCACUGGGAAGCGUCUGAACAUGAGGAAAGUCAUUCCGUACAUUGCGAGUCAGUUCCGUAAAGACAAGAUCUGGCUGCGACGGACGAAACCGAGUAAACGCCAAUACCAGAUCAUGAUGGCCAUCGAUGACUCGUCCAGCAUGGUGGACAACCAUUCCAAACAGCUUGCUUUUGAAUCACUGGCAUUAAUCUCAAAUGCUUUAACUUUGUUGGAGUCUGGAGAAUUGGCUAUUUGCAGUUUUGGAGAAUCGGUGCGAAUGCUGCAUCCAUUCACAGAUCAGUUCACCAACCAGUCGGGGGCUUCAAUACUACAGCACUUCACCUUUGAACAGAAGAAGACAAAAAUCGCUCAGCUGUUAAAACAAGCCACCUCCAUCAUGGUAGAUGCUCGUAGGAGACAGCACGGCAGUGUGGGACAUCCCGAGACGUCACAGUUGCUGCUGAUUGUGUCAGACGGGCGUGGUCUCUUCAUGGAGGGCAUGGAUGUCGUCAAGACGGCGGUGAGGCAGGCCCGCGAGGCAAACAUCUUCCUCGUCUUCGUCAUUCUUGACAAUCCACAGAAUAAGGAUUCUGUCAUGGACAUUAGAGUGCCAGUCUUCAAAGGAUCUGGACAGUUGCCUGAAAUCAAGUCAUACAUGGAACACUUUCCUUUCCCAUUCUACAUCAUUCUAAGAGACAUCAACUCACUGCCUUACAUUCUCAGUGAUGCAUUGAGACAGUGGUUUGAAUUGGUCACUGCGGGAGACCGGUAACAUGACUGGUUUACAUUGAACAUUGCAGAAGAUCAGUACACGUGACAUGCUUGGUAACCAGAGUCCUAUUACAACUGAUGAGAUGGUCACUGCAGAAGACUAGUUAUAUUAAAACAGUGGUUUGAAUUGGUCACUGCAGGAGACCGGUAACUCGAUUGCAGAAGAUCAGUACCCAGUGUUAUAUUAAGACAUCUUUGGUAACCAGUGUCCUAUUAAAACUAAAGAGAUGGUCAUUGCUGGAGACUGGUAACCAUUACCAUUAUUAAAACCGUAAUUUGAAUUGGUCGCUACAUGAAAUUGGUAAGCAAUAUUAUAUUAAAACAGUGGUUUCACAACAUGAAAUUGGUAACCAGUGUUAUAUUAAAACAGUGUUUUCAGCUUGUUAUUACAGGAGACUGAUAACCAGUGUUAUAUUAAGACACUGGUUUCAGUUGGUCAAAUUGUGUAACUGGUACCUUGUUCUAUUAAGACUGGUACCCUGUUAUAUUAAGACUGGUACCCUGUUAUAUUAAGACUGGUACCCUGUUAUAUUAAGACUGGUACACUGUGUUAUAUUAAGACUGGUACCCUGUGUUACAUUAAGACUGGUACCCUGUGUUACAUUAAGACUUAGUGUUAUAUUAAGACUGGUACCCUGUGUUACAUUAAGACUGGUACCCUGUGUUACAUUAAGACUGGUACCCUGUGUUACAUUAAGACUGGUACACUGUGUUACAUUAAGACUGGUACCCUGUGUUAUAUUGAAAAGUUACCAAAGUAUUGGGAUUAAGACUUCUUCAUAUAUUGGUCGUUGUGGGAGACAAGACCAAAGUAAUAUUUAAGACUCAUUAACUUAUUCAUGGAUUUAAAUUGGUAACCGAUUUAAACUGGUCACUGGAACUACAGGCUUGUGUGCAGGAAAUUGUGCAGGCAGGGACUAGACUGUGGCAAGCAAAGGUUUUAGGGGGCUGAGGGGCUAGGCUUAUGCUCCCCCAGAAAAUAUAUUGAAAAAAAACAAGAAAACAUUUUCUAGGAGUGCCUUAAUUAUGAUGGUUGAUUAUGAUCUGACUCUCCGAAACUAAACUGUUUAACUGUCAUGCAGAUUCAGUGUUAUAGGCAGUAAUUAAAAGAUCAGAAAGUUCAAAUAAAACAUGAGCAUUCCAUCUUCGAUUCAGGAUCAGAAUCAGAAUCAAGAUGUUUAUUGUGCUUACAUCAGUCUUGAUUCAAACAUACAGAUUUGUUACCUCUGAAUUUAUACAGACCAAGGGCCUAAUUCACUAAACUCUCGCAACUUUGUGAUCUCGCAGUGUAAUGCUAAAAGACUUGCAAAGAAUAUGCUUUGUUGUCUAACAGAGCCUAAGAGACCUUUGUGAAUUAGGCCCCAAGACUUACACAGAUUUGUAACUUAUGGCUGAAUUUAAUAAGUUAUGUAAAUUGUUAUAAAGCCAUUGUCCUUUGAAAACUAUAAUAUUACAAGCAUAUUAUAAUUAGGCCAAUAUUUUAAGAAUUCAUUUAUUUUUAAUUUUCUAUGUAAUAUAUGUAAGGUAAUAUUUAUGUAUGUAAUGUAUGCAUUUAUCCUGCAACCACUGUUAAUAUUGACAGAAUAUUAUGACAGAUAAAGCAAAGUAAUUUCCAUAUAGUUGCAGGAUAUGACUUUCAACGUGAACGCAUGUGAUGUAACAUGUAUAGCUACAUUACAAAAUCGCAAAAUGUGUAUGUAUUUAUGCGCUAUAUGUAUUGAUAUGUAUUUUCUUCUUUGCACCUUGUAAAAAUGUAUUAUUGUAAAUAAUAUAUCUUGUUUGCUGUAAAACAUGGCUCAUUGUAUAAAUAAAAUUUGAUUCUAUUCAGUUUGACCAAAAAUUAAUAAAUGAUUGGGUGAAAUAUCACAUCAGCAGAUUGGUUUACCAAAUCUGUUUUUUCUUGUGAUCAGAGCCUGUGCUUAUAAAAUAUUUAGAGUCAAGACUGUUUAUGGAGUCUCGGGGGCGGGAUUUAGCUCAGUAGGUUGAGCGCUCGCUUGAGGUGCUUGCGUCGCAGGAUCAAACCACCUCAGUGGAUCCGUUCAACUGAUUGGGUUUUUUCUCGGUCCAGCCAGUGCACCACA